Molecule: messenger RNA, 1049 nt
Organism: Jaculus jaculus (lesser Egyptian jerboa)
Lineage: Eukaryota; Metazoa; Chordata; Mammalia; Rodentia; Dipodidae
Gene: Gpr171
Product: G protein-coupled receptor 171
Exons: 1
Coding region: 1-960 (319 amino acids)
Biological process (GO): G protein-coupled receptor signaling pathway
Cellular component (GO): membrane
Molecular function (GO): G protein-coupled purinergic nucleotide receptor activity
Source: RefSeq, a predicted model, not a curated record
AUGACAAACAGUUCGUUGUUCUGCCCAGUUUAUAGAGACCUGGAACCAUUCACCUAUUUCUUCUAUUUAGUUUUCCUUGUUGGAAUUAUUGGAAGUGGUUUUGCAACCUGGGCUUUUACACAAAAAAAUACCAAUCACAGGUGUGUGAGCAUAUACUUAAUUAACUUGCUGACAGCUGAUUUUCUGCUCACUCUGGCAUUACCCGUGAAAAUCAUAGUGGACUUGGGGGUGGCGCCCUGGAAGCUGAGGAUUUUCCACUGCCAAGUGACAGCCUGCCUCAUCUACAUCAACAUGUACUUAUCCAUCAUCUUCCUGGCUUUUGUCAGCAUUGAUCGCUGUCUCCAGCUGACACACAGCUGCAAGAUCUACAGAAUACAAGACCCUGGGUUUGCCAAGAUGAUCUCAACGGUAGUGUGGCUCAUGGUCCUUCUUAUAAUGGUGCCAAACAUGCUGAUUCCCAUCAAGGACAUAAACGAAAAGCUAAAUGUGGGGUGCAUGGAAUUUAAGACGGAGUUUGGGAGAAACUGGCAUGUGCUGACCAAUUUCCUAUGUGUGGCAAUAUUUUUAAAUUUCUCCUCCAUCAUUUUGAUAGCCAACUUCCUUGUGAUUCAACAACUAUACAGGAACCGAGAUGACAAAAACUACCCCAGGGUAAGACGAGCUCUCAUCAACAUACUUUUAGUGACAGGGGGCUACAUUGUGUGCUUUGUUCCCUACCACAUCGUGCGGAUCCCAUACACACUCAGCCAGACCGAGGUCAUCUCCGACUGUCCCACCAGGAUCUCGCUCUUCAGAGCCAAGGAGGCCACGCUGCUCCUGGCAGUGUCCAACCUGUGUUUCGAUCCUGUCCUGUACUACCACCUCUCCCAAGCUUUCCGCUUGAAGGUCAAUGAGACGUUUGCCUCAACUAAGGAGACGAAGGCCCCAGAGAUAAAGUCAGGAUGUGAGAAUGAGGUGUAAAAGGUGGCGUUUUCCAUGCUGUUCCCUCCUUCCUUACUGGGCCACAAAGCUCGCCAUACUUUUCAAAGAGAAAAGAACACUCCCAGUGA